Pleuronectes platessa (European plaice) is the source of this 4904-nucleotide messenger RNA. RefSeq names its product poly(ADP-ribose) polymerase family member 10 (gene parp10). NCBI's taxonomy places the organism in Eukaryota, Metazoa, Chordata, Actinopteri, Pleuronectiformes, Pleuronectidae. The coding region runs from base 135 to 3656 and encodes 1173 amino acids. Gene Ontology annotation, molecular function: NAD+ poly-ADP-ribosyltransferase activity; transcription corepressor activity. Gene Ontology annotation, biological process: negative regulation of gene expression. The transcript is spliced from 11 exons. The record is from RefSeq and is a predicted model, not a curated record. Gene Ontology annotation, cellular component: nucleus; cytoplasm.
CCCGCUUCUCGGCGCGCAGGCAGAAGUCAUCGCAGCCGUGAGCGCGCACCACAACCCGGAAGUCGUGUGUCUGUCUGUGGACGAACCCUCCGAAGUGACGAGUUGACGAGCUGAUGUGUUCUUCGUAGCACAGGAUGCAAGCUGAAAGCCUGGAGGAGAGGACGGUGGAGGUGCUGCUGCUGCCUGAAGGAGUGGACGAGGAGCUGCUGUAUCUGUACUUUGAGAAUAGGCGCCGCUCGGGGGGAGGCCCACUCGUCUCCGUGGAAAAAAAGGGCGACGGUGCCACAUUGGUGUUUGAAGACGCAGCAGCUGCAGCCGAAGUGCUGUCUAAAGGGAACCACGUUCUGCAUAAUGUUGAGCUGAGCGUGAGAAAGCCUGCCACAAAGGACCAAUGCAGACUGUUGCUGCGGGGGAUAAAGCCCAACACCGACAAUGAGAUAAUAGAGCUCUAUGUGGAGAACUUGAUGGGGUUGAAUGUGAAUGACUACCAACUGUAUCCCUUAUCGGGGAGAGAUUUUAUCCUCAUUCACCUCAACCAACCCUUGGAUAAAGAUUUCCAAACCCUCUCCGCGAGGGUCUCCAGGCGGACACUGGAUGGGGCUAAGGUAACACUCGAACAGACUGAGCAAACAGACUCUGUUUUAGUGGAGAAGCUGCACCCUGGCACCACGCAAGACCUGCUCAUGCUGUACUUUGAGAGCAAGCGAGGUGGCGAUCAGAGGGUGAGGGACGUCACCAUGCUAUCGGAGGGGACAGCAAAGGUGUCUUUCUUCAACCACGAAGCUUUGGGUCCUGUCCUGGAUCAACAACACAAACUGGAGGGUGCCGAACUCUUAGUGAGGCCGUACUUCGACUUCCUUCAACCGACAGAAGCAACAUCACAGAACGCUGGAAGUGGAAGCCAACCUAUGACUGAGGGAAACUCGGAGGACCUCGGUGAGAUUCAGAUGCAGACCAACGGUGACAGUCAGUCUUCUUCUGAGCAAACCUCUGAGCUUCUUGCUGCGGCGGUACAGGACACAGCAGAGGAAGCUAUAGAUGACAAACCUGAGGAUGUGGUAACACUAUCGAGCCAUAUUGCUUUUGCUGACCCAGUGAAAUUAGCUUUGCUUAAAUUUAGCCCCCUUUCACAGGACAUUGUCAAGGCUUACCCGGAUUUUACCAUCGAGGUAAAAGACGACGGCAUUCUCAUUGAAGGAAGUGACAAUCAAAAGUUGGAUCAGAUCAAACAAACCAUUACGGACUUUCUCGGCAAUAUGGGUGAAGCUGAUUUCACCCUCGAGCCAGAAAAGGCUCAGUUCCUUGCAAGAAAAGAAGUGAAAGAGCGACUGCUACAAACCAUCAAUCAAACCAUGUCACCCACUAUUUACUCUGUAUCAGAUUCUAAAGUCGUGGUAACAUCGCUUUCCCAGAACUCGGCUCACCAGGCGUGUAGCUUUUUAACGUCCCAGAUGUGUCACUUCAGCAUGCCAUUGGGCACAGAACAUGAAUGCAUGUUAUAUUGCAGAGAGUGGUCUGAGUUCCUGCAGGCCCUGGACUUCUCUUCUGUUAAGGCGUCGGAGCAAGGAGGGAAUAUUGAUGUGUUGACACUGAAAGGGAUGGAGAGCGAGAAGAGAGCUGCAAUCCUGCAAUUUCUUUCUACACCCAUUGAAAGGGAGACAGUGAUCACUAUGAAGCCAGGCGCACUGAAAUACAUCCAGAACCAUUGUCAUCAGCUGUUGGCUGACAUGGACCAAGUUUCCAUCUUUCCGCUAGAGGCCGAAGACGCCUGUGGUUUAAAGAUUUAUGGCCAUCCUGCCACUUGCCAAAUGGCUGAGGAGGUGCUGCAAAGCGUGGUCUCCUCCAUCUGUACCAAAGCCAUCCCAAUAGAAGCUCCAGGAGUUACCAGGUUUUUACAUGAAGCAGAUUGUCAGAGCCUUCUGAGUGAAAUGGAGAGGAAGUUUGAGGUGAACAUCGAACCACAGUGCACGCCCUGGGUGCCCAUGCCUGGCCAGGACAUUUUUGAUGCUGCAUGGCAGAUGAUGUCGCACAGAAACUUUCAGAGAGGGUCUGUGGAUGAGUUACAAGCAGAUUCAAUGCAAACUCCAGACGAAGACCUUUUAGAGGAGGCAAAGAAAAUCUUCUCCGCCAUUGAUGGAAGAGUUGAAGAGAAUUCAGACAUGGAUGAUGUAGACCUGUACACAGCAGAGGAGCCGACGAUGGCCGGAGAUGGUUCCCAGUCCUCAGCAGAAGGAAACAAUGCGAGUGGGUUAGCCGAGGGUCUUUCUCGUGAUCUAAAAGAGGAAGCCCAGCUGUCUUUAGCCAUCCAGUACUCAAUGGAGUCAAGUCAGUUGUACCUGGAUGAUGAUGAUGAACAGCUGCAAAAAGCCAUUGAGCUGUCCAGGAGCAUGAUCGUCCCUGAAGCCUCUUCUAGGGGUGCUGAAAGGAGCCCCCAACCCAAAUUGAAUCAUAAGAAGAAGGACAUCAAUGAGGCUUUACAGGAAACCAUCAAGGCAGCCAACACCAUCCAGUUAGUUGUGUUUGCAGGUUAUAUCUCUGAUCUGACUCGAGUGGAAAUCGCCUUUGGGAAGAGGGUCAUUCAGAAACAGAUGGAGGAGAAACUCGAGUGCAGGAGCAUGGGGAACAUGACUGAGUACCACUGGAAGUGUUUGGAGAUGAUCAAGAGGAAGCAUGCAGUCGAGAUCCAAGUUCAGGGGACCAUAAUCACCGUUUCUGGAUUCCAGCACUUUCAGCCUGCUGGAGUGGGGGAUGUGAAGUUGCUUCUGGAGAGAGUCGACAAUUCUGUACCCAGGCAGGAAAUCCUGAGGACUGUGCAGUGGGUGGUACAUGAUCAAGCCUCCUCAGACACAACUCCAUACUCAGAUGAUGCCACAGUAUUCAUCGAGAACGCCUGGAGGAUGAAGCUGAAAAAACUUGACAUCUUACUGGACAAUCAGCCUCACGUUAUCAACUUUGAAAAGAUGGAGGAAUGCAACAUAGCUUCAGAGAAAUCUGUGAAAAUCUCAAGGAAACUGCUCAUUUCGGGGGAUAUGCCAGAGGAAAUACCAGAAGAGGAAUAUUCUCUGAUGUCAUGCAUGCCUGAAUCCUACAAAGUCGAUGAGGAAUCGGAUGAAUUUCAGAAUGUGGUGAAGAACUUCUACGAGACCAUCCAAGGAUACCAUAGCAAGAUCAGAAUCAUACAGGUGGAGAAGCUCAUGAAUCGCCUGCUCUGCAAUCAGUUCAAGUUGAAGAAGGCGAGCAUAGUGCAGCGGGCCACCUACCCAGAAGUAGAACGGACUCUUUACCACGGCACAAGUGAGGAUAGCGUGAAGGAGAUAUGUGUUCAUGGAUUCAACAGAAGCUUCUGUGGAAAGAAUGCCACCGUCUACGGUAAGGGGGUUUAUUUUGCUGUCGACUCUGCCCUGUCAGUUGAGGAUCGAUAUUCACCCCCAAACAAAGACGGACGCAAGUUUAUUUUCGUGUCGAAGGUUCUAACGGGGGACUAUACUAAAGGUUGCUCUUCAAUGAAGACCGCCCCGUUAAAGGAGAGCGACAAUAUUCCCCUCAGAUACGACAGCGUGACUGACAACCUCACCAAACCGACGAUGUUUGUCAUCUUCAACGACACGCAGGCUUUUCCGGAAUACCUCAUUACGUGCGAGAAAGUCCGCCGCUGAGGAAACACAUCAGCUGUUUGAUAACAAGCAAAAGAUGUGAAGAAGGGACUGCUUUUUGUUUUCAUUUUCAUGUUUUGCCUUGAUUAAAAAAGUGUGAAUGCUUCAUUAAGGGCUUAUUAGCUAAAGUGUACAGUUUAUUUUUUGAUUAUGCAAAUGUGUGAAUCACUGUGCUGACUGUUGCAUCAGUUGAUCUACUUUCAGUUCUUUCAGUUUAGUCACGUCCGGUCAGGAGAAACACAAGCCGCGGAACAAAAAAAAAAAAACAUUUUAAUUUAGCAACUUAAAGCAUUCAGUUUUUUCCCAUUAAGGAGCGAGGACUUAAAGGUUCAGUGUGUAAGAUUUAGUUAGCAGAAAUUGAAUAAAAAAUAUACCUGAACAAACUGAUGUUUUCACCAGUGUGUUUCACCUAUAUUGUACGAAUUGUUGUUUUCUUUGGCCUAGAAUGGGGCCUUUAUAUUUAAAUACUUUAUAUUUACAUGCUACUCUACGUAGGCCAAGCUGGACAAACUAAACAACUUUGAGUUUUUAGGACAGCUGAAGUCUGCUACAUGCUCUAUUUGUUAAGGUUUGGAAGGGGAGGGUGAUGUGAGGGGUAUUCAGCUGCAGCAUGCAACUUCAUCCCUAGAUGUCAUUAAAUUUUACAAACUGAACCUUUAAAAUGGGUCUGACUUUAAUUGUUAAUUUGUACACAACAACAUUUACUCUUUUGUAUAUGUGGUUUAAAAUCAACCAUAAAUAAUAUGUUAUCUCUGUGGGGGUUUUUUUAUCAACAAGAAAUUGUAUGAAUGUUAAUAUAACUGACAGUUUUGAUUUGGAAACGCUGCUGUCGAAUUCUUUCUACGAAAGAUUAAUAUGAACUUUUUUGACUGAUUAGAUUGUGAUGGUCUUAAUCUGACUCCGUCUAUAUUUGUUUCAAGAUUCAGUUGCAGAAACUAGUGUCCUAGUUCUGCGUUUCCUCCUCCGACCAUGAUAAUAGUUAAGUAAGCGCUGAGAAUGGCUCCUAAAAACAGUUACAGUAACAAAAAACUUAAAAUUAGGCAUUUGCAACCAUUAAGGUAAUCUUUGUAAAGUCAUCCUAAAUGUCCCUUGGAUUAAUUAAUCAUGUUUUAUUUAUUAGUUUUGUCCUGCGCAGCUACUGUAGAUUUUACCUCUCACGCCUGCUGAGCAUUCUUACUUUGUAAGGAAUGUUGAUUGUUAUUUUGAUACAACAAUCAUCUAAAUAAACUCUUUCUGUAAUGUGCACAAUGA